AUGCCGUCAUCGAGGAUGAAGAAGCAAAACGUCCGGACGUUGUCGCUCAUCCUCUGCAUGUUCUCCUACCUGCUGGUCGGCGCCGCGGUGUUUGAUGCGCUGGAGUCCGAGACGGAAAGCGCCCGCAGGCGCAUCCUGGAGCAGAAGCGCAACGAGAUGAGGAAGAAGUACCGCUUCUCCGAGGAUGACUACCGCGAAAUCGAGCGAGUUGUGCUGCAGGCUGAGCCCCAUCGCGCCGGGAGACAGUGGAAAUUCGCUGGCUCUUUCUACUUUGCCAUAACAGUCAUCACCACUAUUGGUUAUGGACAUGCAGCUCCAGGAACAGAUGCAGGAAAAGUCUUCUGCAUGUUCUACGCCGUCCUCGGCAUUCCACUCACCUUGGUCAUGUUCCAGAGCCUGGGAGAGAGGAUGAACACAUUUGUGCACUUUCUCCUGCAUAAGGUGAAACAGUGCCUGGGCUGUCGACGCACCGAAGUGUCCAUGGAAAACAUGGUCCUGGUGGGGCUCCUUUCCUGUGUUGGGACCCUCUGCGUGGGAGCUGCAGCCUUUUCCCACUUUGAGGGUUGGAGCUUUUUCCACGCUUACUACUACUGCUUCAUCACACUAACCACUAUAGGUUUUGGGGAUUUUGUGGCCCUGCAGAAGAAAGAGGACCUGCAGGAGAAGACGCCCUAUGUUGCUUUCAGCUUCAUGUACAUCCUGGUGGGGCUGACUGUCAUCGGGGCAUUUCUUAAUUUAGUCGUUCUUCGGUUUCUCACAAUGAACACGGAGGAUGAGAGGCGAGAUGCUCAGGAGCGGGCGUCUCUGAAGAGAGACCGAGGCCUCCUGGAAGGUGCGCUUGGCCUUCAUGCCAUAAGGGAUCAGAGCAGAGAGAGGGGAAGAGACAGGGGCACCAGGAUGCACAACCACAACAACAGAACACUCUUCAUGCCGAUAGAGGAAGGAACAAGCCGCACUAACCUUAUCCCUUCCCCAGCAGAGAACCAGGAGAAGCAUGGAAGUCCAUGCAGGCAGAUGCGUCAUUUUCAGAUCAACGCAGGUGCACGGAGGCAGGAUUCCAGCCUCAGUUCCCUCUGCUCUUCCUGCGACUGCUACGGCUUAGAGGUUUGUGAUAGUCCUCUGAUUCUCCACGGCAAUCGGCACGACUGUCAUGUAAAUUCCAUUUGUUACAACUCAGUCUCCUAUAAAAUCGACAGCUGCUGUUCCAAAUCUGGGGAAAACACAGGACUCUCCUCCCCGAAGAGCACGCUCUCACCCGGGUACAGUUUCAGGAGUUUGAGGAGGAAAUCAGUGUAGAGAGCAUUAUUGUGAGGAAACGUGUUUUGCACAGACUAAUCAGCAUCAAAGUGGCAUUUCCUUUUGUGCAUGUCCGAAGCUACAAAUCUCUUUGAAGAGUAAACUCCCUGUUGUGGGUAGUAAAAAUUCUUUUUAAAGCAAACUUUUUUUUUUUUCACGUUAUGUUGUUGGUGUUUUGCUUGCAUGUCAGCCUAAGUGCCCUGCAUGCUAAAAGAGAAUGUAUUUCAACAGGAACAAGAGCUAAUUGGAGAUGAUGUCCAAAAGUUCUGUCCCUGUACUUUUCCACAAGAAGGAUUUUAGCUAGAUUGCUUUUUGUUGUACAGCAUACCAAGGAAGGAUUGUGGAGAAUGAAGGUAAAAAACUACAGUGACCCUGAAGAACAAAUCGCAUUAAAAAAAUCACUCAGUGGAAAAACAUUUAAAAGAUCACAACGGCCUUUAAAAAAAGCAAAACAAAUGAUCAAAAAAGCAUUAUAUUUUAGAAAUCAAAACAAAAUUCCCCAUAAAAAAAAAAUUAACUUUCCGGAAAACCAAAAUUUCAGAAAUCAAGAUGUUAAAAAACAAAAAUGGAAGACGUUGGUACAAUGGGCAUCACUGAUUGGAUGAUGAUGUUUUAUUUUUGAUGUUUGUGUUUUUUAAAUGUCUUCAAUUUCCUCAUAGUAUUAAAAGUUUUAUGAUUAGUUUGGAGCAUAUUAAUUUUUGCUUCAUGCCAAACAACUUUUUACUGAAAUAAUAGACAAGCUUCAUCAUCCAAUCAGCGAUGACCGAUAGUACCUACCUUUUCCAAAUUUAAUUUUUUGUUCUUUAGCAUUUCAUUUUAAUUUCCGGAAAUUACCUUUUUUUCUUUUCCGAAACAUUUCAUUUUAAUUUCAUUUCAUGUUUUUGGACUUGUGUUUUGGUUUCUGGAAUUUUGUUUUGAUUUUUAAAAUGUAAAUUUUUUUUUGAGUUUUAAGCUUUUUUAAAGAUUAUUGUUGUGAUCCUUUAUAUGUUUUUGCGUGAAUUAAUUUGAUGGUGUGAUUUGGACUUCAGGGCCACCGUAAACCCCCCCACACACUUUCCAUGCCAUUGCAAGAAGAUGUCACUACACUUUUCUAUGAGAAUGCCUUAAGGAACUUUGACUAACUUUUUCAAAGACAUGGCAUUUUAAAUAAUGUUUUACUAUUGAGCACUGGAAUAGAGUGAUUGGUGCACCAAUGCAAUAUAUUAUAAAGAGAUUUCUAACAUAGAUGUAUGUAGCACAGAAAAGACAUGUAGCAAGUCCCAUAUUGAUGUCCUAUUGUUCUGGAAAACUUGUCAUUUUCCAGCGGGGAAGUUGAUAUUUUAACAAACCAUGUGACUUUCUUCCAGUAUUUUGCUUUCUUGUCUAACCAAAAACAGGACUGUUACAUGCACAUUAUUUGACUUCAUACAUUAUGAUUAACUUUGACUUAUUUGAAUGAAGUUUUGAAACUUAAAUCUUCAUUUGUCUUCCUUUGUUUGUUCCUGAAAAAAUAACACCCAGCAAAAUAAUCGUAUUCUUUCCAUUGUAAAAAGUUGUUUGGGUUAAAAUGGUAUAAACUUGCUAAAAAAAAAACCUGUUGAAGUCGUACAUUUUGUCUCAAUCU
Messenger RNA from Oryzias latipes (Japanese medaka), 2899 nucleotides. RefSeq names its product potassium channel, subfamily K, member 15 (gene kcnk15). Lineage: Eukaryota; Metazoa; Chordata; Actinopteri; Beloniformes; Adrianichthyidae. Gene Ontology annotation, cellular component: plasma membrane. The record is from RefSeq and is a predicted model, not a curated record. Gene Ontology annotation, molecular function: outward rectifier potassium channel activity; potassium ion leak channel activity. Gene Ontology annotation, biological process: stabilization of membrane potential; potassium ion transmembrane transport.